This is a messenger RNA of Plodia interpunctella (Indianmeal moth), 1198 nucleotides long. RefSeq lists its product as uncharacterized. The transcript has 7 exons. The coding region runs from base 153 to 1157 and encodes 334 amino acids. Lineage: Eukaryota; Metazoa; Arthropoda; Insecta; Lepidoptera; Pyralidae. The record is from RefSeq and is a predicted model, not a curated record. Gene Ontology annotation, cellular component: precatalytic spliceosome.
UGUGGUGACGUAUUUCCGGGUCGCCAUUGUUAGAUUUUGUUGUCAUCGCUUGGUGUUUCUGAAUUUAAUUUGAAUAAUAAAAAGGAUCUAUCACAUAAAUAACUGUUUUGAGUACCUUCUUUCUUUUGUGUGAUAAGUAUUUCAUAUUAAUUAUGACUGAUUCAGAAGAGUUCAAUCAGCAAAAGUCUGGGAAGACCAGUAAACAGCACAAUGUUUUACCAAUAUGGGGUAAUGAACAGACUAUGAAUCUGAACCCUUUAAUAUUAGCCAAUAUUCAAGGUUCGAGCUACUUCAAAGUGCACCUAUUCAAGCUGAAGACGUAUCAUGAAGUGGUUGACGAGAUCUACUAUCAGGUUAAGCACUUGGAGCCCUGGGAGCGCGGCAGUCGCAAGACGGCGGGCCAGACGGGCAUGUGUGGCGGCGUUCGAGGUGUGGGUGCCGGCGGCAUAGUGUCAACUGCAUUCUGCUUGUUAUAUAAACUGUAUACAUUGCGGCUCACUCGGAAGCAAGUCAAUGGCCUGCUGCAGCACACAGACUCUCCAUACAUAAGGGCACUGGGUUUCAUGUAUAUACGCUACACACAACCACCAGCCGACCUGUUCGACUGGUACGCAGACUACCUGGACGAUGAGGAGGAAGUAGACCCUCGCGCCGGUGGCGGGGGCUCCACAACCAUCGGGGCGCUGGUGCGACAGAUGUUGAUCAAGCUGGACUGGUUCAGUACACUAUUCCCUAGGAUCCCGGUGCCUAUUCAAAAGCAGAUUGAACAGAAGUUAGCAGAACACAACAGGCAGUCUGCAGCAUCGAAGCCAGCGGCAACCAACUACCAGGCCGGGAGAGGGGGCGCCAGUCAGAACUACAACCCUGGCAGGAUGGACGCCGACGGCAGAAGGGAGCAUGAUGACCGGGACCGAAGGGACUAUGGUGAUGACAGAGGCGACAGGGGAGACAGAUAUUCAAAAGACAAAUCGAAGCGGGACGAUCGCGACAGAGAUGUCCGGGAAAGAGAUCGCGACCGGGACAGGGACCGGGACCGAGACCGCGAGCGGGACAGGCGGGACCGCGACAGGCAGCGGGACCGCAGGGAGCGCCACCGCGACCGCUCGAGGUCCAAGGACCGCCGCCGCUCGCGCUCCAGGGACAGACGUUAUAGAUGAUCAGCUUUUGUAAUUAAACACAAUUAUAAUGAUUGAUGUUA